Mytilinidion resinicola is the source of this 458-nucleotide messenger RNA. RefSeq lists its product as uncharacterized. The record is from RefSeq and is a predicted model, not a curated record. The transcript is spliced from 3 exons. Bases 105 to 458 code for a protein of 117 amino acids. Lineage: Eukaryota; Fungi; Ascomycota; Dothideomycetes; Mytilinidiales; Mytilinidiaceae.
CGCUCAACUACCCAAACACACCAUUGAAAUAAAUGAUAGUUACAUCUGCUGUCUACUCAUCCAACUCUGCCGCGACUCCGACGAUGUUCUGCAAACAGUAGCCAAUGAGCUGCUCGCCCCGGAGAAAGAGGCCGAGGAGACCGACAACGACCGCGAACAGGACGAAGAAGAAUGUGAUUCUGAAUCCGAUGUGGAGUCUCGCUAUUAGAAAUGCAUGGGACGAAGCGGAAAUAUGCAAAUCCUGCGGCGAGGUGUACGAUGCCGUGGGGAAAUACGACGGUGCCUGCGAUUGUCAUGAUGGCGAGCUCAGAUUGGACGAAGGCAACGAGGAGUUCUGGUCGCAACAUCCUGAACUCAGAGGAAGGAUCCGCAAUACCGAGAAGAUGCGACAGAGGUAUGCCGGUGCCUUCACUUGGGAUUGUUGCGGUAAGGCGGGCGAUGCUGAAGAGUUCUGCUAG